Messenger RNA from Cladocopium goreaui, 1352 nucleotides. The record is from the annotation of a GenBank genome assembly. NCBI's taxonomy places the organism in Eukaryota, Dinophyceae, Suessiales, Symbiodiniaceae.
UCAGCCGUGCCGAUGAAAUCGGCGGAAACAAGCUGCGAUUUGACCAUGUCGUCUUCACCUGGUAUGAGCCAUCACUGAAGGUAUACGAAGUGAACAAGUGGCUUUUUCAUGAUGCUGUUUGGUGUGCUGGAACCUUCGCAGCGGUGAUGAUUUUGAUGAUUCUGAACAUCCAGAGUGUCUUCCUGACAAUCUUCGGCCUGCUUGGUGUGUUGCUAGCGUUCAUUGCAACGUUCUUCUUUCACUACAUUGUCAUGGGAUACACCGCAUUGACAAUUCUGGACUUCCUCUCCUUGUUUCUGAUUGUUGGAAUCGCAGCAGACGACAUUUUCAUUAUGUGCCACACCUUCUACUUGGCACCUGCUAUUCUUGGAGAUCACAGUACACCUGAAGACUGCAUGAAAUGGGCCUACAAACAAGCUGGAGAGGCGAUGCUGGUCACAACUGCUACAACAGCGGGGUCCUUCUAUGCCAAUUGUGUCUCUGUCUUGAUAGUGGUGAAGCAGUUCGGCUUCUUCAUGGGUACUCUGGUGGUUUGGAACUACAUCAAUGUCAUGGUGAUUCUUCCUGCUGCGCUACUUGUGCUUGAGUUGUACAUUCGGCCAUGCAUCCAGUGUUGCUUCUUGUGUAGUCGCAAGAACUACUUUUCUGGAGGACCCGAACGGCAAAGUGAUCCAGACAUCGAAGACAUCAGGCUUGCUGUAAUACCAGAGCUGGAAGACUCGGAAGACUCCAAACAUCGAGGUUCUGUUGGUUCUGUUGGUUCUGUUGGAUGCCAAAAAGAAGAUGGAGGUCGAGCAUACCGCACCAUGCGAAACUCCUGGCGCACAACCGUAACUUCCGCAGUCUCUGGCCAAGCAAGGACUUCGGCAGUGAAGCGUUUAUCCGCAAUAGCAGACCGGGUUCAGUCUCAAUUGGUGACGAACAUGAGGACCUUGGCUUCGAGGGCUACGUUUCAGGUCGCCAUCCAUAGGGACCUAGACUUGGAGAAGCUUUCUGGCAUCGAGCGCGCCAUGCAUGAUCGCUUCUACCCAUUGCUUUUGCAUGGGCGUUCUUGCUGGCUGUUUCUGUCCCUCGUGCUCAGCGUAGUGGGUGGGUGGCUAGCUGUCUCUGGCUUUACUUUGGCCAAAGGAGAUUUGGAGAUUUUUCCAGAGAGUGUCAAUGUUGGCCGUUUGGAGCGGCUGCGUAAAGAGGUCUUCACGUCUGAGGACCUUAUGGAGAGAGAUGUGACUUCGACAUCAGUUCCAACUGUCCGCGCCACGAACAGUCCAGCGUUGGUAGCAUCUGAACACAUUGGGGGGUUGCUGGGGCAUAGACAAUUUGUGGUGCUGUCUGAAAGGAAUCAAGGCCGCUAA